Molecule: messenger RNA, 1431 nt
Organism: Heterostelium album PN500
Lineage: Eukaryota; Evosea; Eumycetozoa; Acytosteliales; Acytosteliaceae
Product: alpha-L-fucosidase
Exons: 7
Coding region: 1-1431 (476 amino acids)
Biological process (GO): glycoside catabolic process; fucose metabolic process
Cellular component (GO): lysosome
Molecular function (GO): alpha-L-fucosidase activity
Source: RefSeq, a predicted model, not a curated record
AUGAUGUUAGAAAAUACAAAAUUAAAAGUUAUAUUAUUGGUUUUAUCAGUUUGCUCUUGUGCUUUAGGUCAAUCUUAUCUACCGAAUUGGGAAUCUAUUAAUUCAAGACCAUUACCAGCUUGGUAUGAUCAAUCGAAAUUUGGUAUAUUCAUUCACUGGGGUGUAUAUUCGGUACCAGCUUUUGCAGUUCCUGCUGCACCAGGUGCCGAAUGGUAUUGGUAUAAUUUAGAAUUCAAUACUGAUAAUGGAUCGACUCGUGCCUAUCAUGAUGAUUCAUUCGGUGCUGAUUUUACUUAUCAGACUUUUGCACCGAUGUUCAAAGCAAAUCUCUUUGACCCACAGCAAUGGGCAAAUCUUUUUGUUGCCUCUGGUGCCAAGUAUGUUGUGUUGACCAGUAAACAUCAUGAGGGUUUCACUCUUUGGCCAAACUCACAAGCCUGGGGAUGGAACAGUGUUGACAUCGGUCCCGGUAAGGAUUUAGUCGGUUUGGUAUCGAAAUACGUUAAGCAAGCAGGUCUACACAUGGGUCUCUAUCAUUCACUCUACGAAUGGUUCAACCCAUUGUACGAUAUGAACAAUGCCACCACUCCACCAGUAAGUGAUUCUUAUGUCACCCAGGUUCUCUUGCCACAACUCUACGAUGUUGUUAACUCUUAUGAACCUGAAGUUGGUAUGUAUCAAACUUUUAUUCCAAAAACAAUCAUAACAAUAUUAACUUUUUUUAUCUCAUAUCAAUCAAAAGUUUGGGCGGAUGGUGAUUGGGAACAAAACUCAACCUAUUGGAAAUCAACAGAUUUUUUGGCAUGGUUAUACACUAACAGCUCUGUAAAGGACACUGUUGUCACAAACGAUCGUUGGGGAAGUGAUUGCGGUGGUAAAAAUGGUGGUUAUUGGACACCAUCUGAUAGAUACAAUCCAGGAACAUCAUGGGGAUACAAUCAAAAUGAAGCAUUAGAUCAAUAUCAGAACACUACAAGUUUGAUCCAAACAUUGGUAUCAACUGUUAGUUGUGGUGGUAAUCUAUUAUUGGAUGUUGGACCUACUGCUGAAGGUGUUAUUCCAAUGUUGAUGCAAGAAAGAUUGAUCCAAAUCGGUGAAUGGCUAUCGACUAAUGGUGAAGCUAUUUAUAAUACUACUUUCUGGAGAGUUCAAAACGAUACCAUCGAUGAAAACAUUUGGUACACCACCAAUGCUCACACCGGUGCUGUCUAUGCCAUGUCAUUCUACUGGCCAACCAACUCGAUCUUGACUUUGGAAGCUCCAAUCGUUCAGAGAACAACCACCAUCGAACUUUUGGGCUACGGUGAAUCACUCUCUUACAGCACUGCCAACGGACAGAAAUCUGGUCUAAACAUCAAACUUCCAUUCUUGACACCCGGUCAGUAUCCACCACACGGUGUAUACACAUUCAAACUAAGCAAUGUAUUAUAA